Messenger RNA from Zea mays, 1312 nucleotides. RefSeq lists its product as uncharacterized. The coding region runs from base 1 to 1227 and encodes 408 amino acids. Gene Ontology annotation, molecular function: acyltransferase activity, transferring groups other than amino-acyl groups. NCBI's taxonomy places the organism in Eukaryota, Viridiplantae, Streptophyta, Magnoliopsida, Poales, Poaceae. The record is from RefSeq and is a predicted model, not a curated record. The transcript has 3 exons.
AUGAAGGGAUGCAUCCCCUCCCCUAUCCGGCGGUUGGUUGUAGAGGGAGGAAAUCUCCGGCGGCGAGGUCGCCCACCGCACAAACGCGACCCGCCGGAGCCCCCAUACGACGUAAGAGAGAGAGGGAGGAAGAAGAGCACCUGCGACGAGCUGGGGGUGGCUUGGGCGGAUAUGGACGGCGAGCUCGCCUACAGAUCCUCGCCGGGGAGAACGCGAUGUGGCGACGAUUUGGUUGACGAGGACCACCGCCACUGCCCCCGCCAUCCCUUACCUCCGUGGAUCCCGCGCGCACCCGGCCGCCCACCCCCACUCCUCCGCGGAUCCCGCGCGCACCCGGCCGCCCACCCCACUCCGCAUCGAUUCCCACCGCGAAUUCAGCCGCCAUGCCGCUCCCGAUCCCCUGCACCCGCCAUCGACUGCUCCCCUUGCCCCCGCCUCGCCCCUCCAACCGCCACACCCGCCUCGGACGGAAACGGCCUCGGCCCCGGCCCCGACCCCGGUGUCUUCCUAUCGCCGCGCGCGCUCUCGCAGCUCGACGAGCUCGCGGCCUUCCGCUACGAGCACGCCUUCCCGCACGGUCUCCUCACCGUGUGCGCCCUCUCGCGCGGCCCCGACGACGACGCCAUGGCCGAGGCGCUCGUCCGCCUCCUCCUUCUCCGAGACCGUGCGCUGGGCCCGGCCCAGCGGUACGCGCAGCUCCUCACGUUCGUCAUCCGCAGGUACCUCCACGACCGUCGCGGGCUCGCGCCGCACGCCGCGGUGCUCAUGGGGUUCUACCGCCCCACCGACGUCGGCGCCGGCAACGCCAACGCCGCCCCGGAGUACGACAAAGGGGAGGGUGGGGAUGAAGGGGAGAUGGCGUGCACCGCGGAGGUGUCGUUUGACGCGGUGGGCGCACCAGGGGCCCCGCCCACUCCGCCGCUCAACUUCCCCUACAUCUGUAACAUGACUGUGAAGACGCCACUGAGAAGGAGAGGAAUUGGAAAGCAACUUCUUAAGGCAUGCAAAGAUCUGGUUUUCAAGAUGAAUGACAAAAGACGUGUAUACCUUCACUAUAGAAUAAUUGACCGAGUCCCAUUCAACAUGUACACGAAAGCUGGAUACAGUAUUAUCCAGACUGACAGUAUAUUGGUCUGGCUGAGCCUUCAAAAGCGCAAGUACUUGAUGAGCAAGGAAUUACCCCAAGCUCCUGUUGUUAGUGAGACUUCAACCAAAAACUUUGAGUGAUAAUAUUUGACAAGCUGAAUGUGCCACGGGACCAACAGGUACACAUAAAAGUAGAUUUUUGUGUAUAAUGGGGGUUCUGUUUACC